Molecule: messenger RNA, 1183 nt
Organism: Ochotona curzoniae (black-lipped pika)
Lineage: Eukaryota; Metazoa; Chordata; Mammalia; Lagomorpha; Ochotonidae
Gene: DNAJC12
Product: DnaJ heat shock protein family (Hsp40) member C12
Exons: 5
Coding region: 173-769 (198 amino acids)
Cellular component (GO): cytoplasm
Source: RefSeq, a predicted model, not a curated record
GUAGUGUUGACAAAGGGCUCGGUGACAUCUGCCGUAUUGACUGCUGGUCAGUCUUAAAGCUAGUUUUUGUCGUUGAGAACGGGCUGCUCCAGUUCAGAUUUAAAGAGGUUUUCCUGGUAGUGUAGAGCUCGUAGUGUCUGUCCGCGGGAAGAAAAGCUGAUUUAUAAUCUAAAUGGAUGCGAUACUAAAUUACAAGUCGGAAGACGCCGAAGAUUAUUACACGUUACUGGGAUGUGAUGAACUAUCUUCGGUUGAACAAAUCCUGGCAGAAUUUAAGAUCAGAGCUUUGGAAUGUCACCCUGACAAGCAUCCAGAAAACUCCAAAGCGGUGGAGACUUUUCAGAAACUGCAGAAGGCAAAAGAGAUUUUGACCAAUGAAGAGAGUCGAGCCCGCUAUGACCACUGGAGAAGGAGCCAAAUGUCGAUGCCGUUUCAGCAGUGGGAAGCUUUGACUGACUCAGUUAAAACAUCAAUGCAUUGGGCCGUUAGAGGUAAAAAGGAUCUGAUGCUGGAAGAAGCUGCUCAGACACAUACAAAACAGAUAGAAAAUGAGAAACGGAAUGAACAAAGAGAAAGAAAGAAAGAGGAAAUGGAUUCAACCACAGAACAAAUGAAGCAGAAAGAGUGUGAGUCCCCAGAUAAGUUCAUCUCUCAACAAAAUCCAGAUUCUCCAGGUUUCUCUGAUGUGAACUGUCUGCACCUUCGUUUCCGCUGGUCUGGGGAUGCACCUUCAGAACUCCUAAGAAAGUUCAGAAACUACGAAAUAUGAAGCGUCCACAUUCCCUAAAAGUGGAGUACAGAACUGGAGCCUCUGCAGCCGACAGGCGCAUUUGCGCAGUCUGAAACAAGUCCUGUGUCCAUGUCAUGUCCACACUUAGCUCCGUGCCCAUUGAUUCCUCCAUCUGCCUGCCUUUCCCCCACACAGAACAUUUUCAGAAAACUCGUUUCUUUCAAUAACUGAAUAAAUUAAGAUUCUUAGAUCCAAACAGAUCAUGUUAACAUGUGCUUUCCUGUUAAUGCAAUUUACAGCAAUCCAUGUAAAACCUGACUUGUGUGUUUAAACAGUUCAUUGAUACACCAUAAUCGCUACUAGUGUAGCUAUACAGAAAAUGCUUUCUGUUCCCUGAUUUAAAUGAGAUGUGAAAGUGGUUGUUUAAACUCUAUUAUGUGAAAUAAAUAAUUU